AUGGGCAAUCCACAAUAUAUCAACAACGCCACCUUCCAAGGAGCUGACAACAAUCCCGACGUUCAGAAUCUCAAUCCAGGCACACAAGGUGUCGACUUCAACGAGCCUAACUCAUCGGUCCUCAUUCCAUUUACACCUGGCAUAACACCCAUCCUCAGCUCAGUUUCCGUUCCUCCGAACACAUCUAACGUCGACAGCAUCACUGUCAUCGUCAGAGGACCCGACGGAACAGUAUUUAUCAACGAAACCACACCAUCAGGAACGACAAUAGUCACUGCCACGUACACACAACCUCUACCCGAAAACAGCACAGUGACCAUUACGUUCCACACACCAGAUGAUUCGCCUGCAGAAGGUGUCACAGUUUCUAUUAUUGCAUGCUACACGCCAUCGGAAGCCACGACAGUUAUUACAAGUGGAACAGUGCCACCAACUAUUUCUGGCUCAACUCCAUCCAUCACCAUCAGCAGUGUCAUCACUCAAACAACUGGCACUACAGCCACACCCGGUACAGGAUUGAGCACAUUGACACCAGGAACUGGAGCCACUGGAGCCACUGGAGCAACGCAAGGCACCGGAGCAACGCAAGGAACAGGAGCAACACAAGGUACUGGCGCUACACAAGGUACUGGUGCUACACAGGGAACUGCAGGCACUGGAGCUACUCAAGGAACACCAGGAACCGGAGUAAGCACACUGACACCAGGAACCGGAGCCACCCAAGGAACACCAGGCACAGCACCAACUGGAGCUACUGGAGCUACUGGAGCUACUGGAACUCAAGAAACAACUGCAGUGACGACUACUGUGAUAUGUCCACUGACGGAAGUGUACCGAACUGUGUUAAGCGUAUCCUGUACACAGGUGUGCUGUUGGACAUUUGGUGAAACUUUCACCGAAACCGGAGCGGUUUAUAUCGGGAAAUUGAAUUCGUCGAAAUUGACGUCUGUUGAAUAUGUGCAACUAUGCGCGAAAUGGGACUUUUUUGGAACACCAGGUACGGGCGCGAGCACGCUGACGCCAGGAACCGGAGCCACCCAAGGAACACCGGGCACAGCACCAACAGGUGCCACUGGAGCUACUGGAGCCACUGGAGCAACUGGAGCAACACAAGGAACUGGAGCAACACAAGGAACUGGAGCUACACAAGGAACUGGUGCUACACAGGGAACUGCAGGCACUGGAGCUACACAAGGAACACCAGGUACAGGAGCAAGCACAGUGACGCUAGGAACUGGAGCUACGCAAGGAACACCUUCGAGCGGAAUAUAUGAGUCCACUUCGUAUGGUACUUUUGGAAGCAGUACGUCGUUCGUCAGUAUUAGUUCUUUGGUAACUGUGGAGACAACGAAGACUACAGUGACACCGAGUGGAAAUCAAACUGUCACAAGUGGUGCCCCAUGCUACAAUAGUGAUGUGAUGUAUUACAAUGAUGCAGUUGUACGAAUUAAACAGUUGGAAACGAAUAAUCUGAUACCAGUAGCAUCAAUGCGCGCAGAUGCUGCGGGAUACAGCUCAUUGGACAUUGAACGCCCUACAUUUUUGGUUGAGUUGAACGAAUAUGUAGUUUCGCGGAUUGUGUCGAUCUCUAUACCAAUGAAGGAUGGUGCAAGUAAUGUGAAUCAGAUCGUAGUCAAAUUCUACAGUACGAACGGUGAAAUUAUCCGAAAUGGCACAGGGCAAUUGUGGGUUGUUGAAACAAUACCAGGCGUUACGACUAUUCAGCAACUGGUACCCCAAGUACCAAUUGGCAAAUUGGAAAUCAAGGUAAUCGGCACGACAGAUGGUGGUUUACCGAAAAAUAUUAGUAUCAUAAUAAUUGGAUGUAUUCCAUAUGAGGGUGAAUCAUCUACAACAGCAGCUAGCACUGUGGAAGUGACCGGUGUAUCAUCUACAUCGGCUACGACAGGGCCCAGUGUUUGUGUUAAAAUCGAAGCAAUGAAAUCAGAAGCUACAGUUAUUGAAGAUAUAUCAACUACUCCAGAGCUCACUGUUAAUGUGAAGAACUUUACUGUAGGUCAAAGUGGCGUUAGUUUUCCUGAAACAGCAGUGAAUCCCAAUAUAACUAUCGUAUUUAAUCGUCCUGGCAAUUUGUUUGUUGUCAAAGUGCCUGAAGAGAGCGAGACAAAUGUUAAUCAGAUUGCUGUAUCAUUUUUUGAUGAAAAUGAUAAUUUGAUUGUGGCAUAUACCUCACCAUCGGAUUCGCCUGCCCUUCCAAGCACUUUAGACGUGAACAAUGUUUGGAAGAUUGUUAUCGAGAUCGUAUCAACAUUCGAUGACGAAAGUCCGAAGAACGUUACCCUCAGUGUCAUCGGAUGCUUCUCUGAAGUUACGCGAUCGCCGUCAACAACGAAAGUAACUGGCACUACAUCAGGUUGCGUUUUAACUCAGUGGCAAGAAUGGUCAACGUGUUCAGCUGAAUGUCAACACGGUCGUACCCGAUCUCGAACACGUUCCGUUAUCAGUGGCCAAUGCCAUCAACCAUUAUACGAGACAGACUCAUGUUCUGACGUAUCUUGCGAAGAAUGUACGAUUACGCGUGAAAAAUACCGCCAACAAUUAGACCGAGAACCACCAAGUGACGAUUUCGUCGGAUAUUUAAUCAACUCGACAACCUUGGAAGUAACAAAUAUAUCAAUUAAGAUUGAUGACAAGAUUGAUCGAAACGCAUCGAUAUUCAUCAAUAAUUGCACUCGUCUCACUUGUAAACCAAAUGGAAUAACCAAGGAACAAGUUCCAUGUUUAGAGGACUGCAAAUAUACUCCAUGGUCCCAAUGGAGCAGAUGCAAUGCAUCAUGCGGCAAAGAAGGAUCCCGAAUACAUUCACGCAAUUUAAUUCCAACAUAUCCAUACAAUCCAUUGUGUGCUCGACAAAUAACGGAAACACUACCAUGCAUAGGCGAUCCAUGCCCAUGUGUGAAAGGUGUGAACUGUACAUGUGAUGUCACUGAUUGGUGUCAUUGGUCAUCAUGCUCAAAAUCAUGUGGUACUGGUCAACAGGAACGUACUCGUCAAUUUAGAACAUCAGAAAAUGAAAAUUGCACGGACACAAAUCUACGUGAAACACGGCCAUGUAACCCACAAUGCUGCCGCAUCGAUGGUAAAUUUACAGAAUGGUCAACUUGGUCAACAUGUUCAAAACCAUGUGAUUGCGGAAUACAAUAUCGAAAUCGAUCGUGCACUAAUCCAGCACCUUCAUGUGAUGGCAAAGAAUGUACAGGAAAUUCAUACCAAACACAAGUGUGCCAUUCCCAUUCAUGUGAAUCAAACUGUACUAAUGGUAAAAUCUAUCACGAAUGCGCUAACGAUUGUGAUCGUACAUGUGACUCCUUAACAUGCGACAAUCAAUGCCGACGUCCAGAUACUUGCGUGCCAGGUUGCAUAUGUCCUCCACCUAAAAUUAUGGCACCUAACGGACAAUGUGUCGAGCGUAAAGAAUGCGUCUGUCGUCUACCAACAGAUAACAGUACGUUGGUGAAUGGUGAAAGCAAUGUACGAGAUUCUUGCACUAAAUAUACAUGCAAAGAUGGUUGCGUCGUCAAAGAAGAUAAGAAUUGUACUGUGUGUGAAUGGUCACAAUGGGGACCAUUUACUGAUUGUUCGAACACUUGUAACGGCACACAGAGUCGCUUCCGAACAUACGGUGGAAGAAAUUGUCCAGACAAUCGUACAGAAGAAUACAAACGAUCAUGUUCUUCGAAUUGUACAAUUGUUUGUACUUAUAACGCACCAAAUGGUUCGGUCAUUACAUAUAAAGUGGGCGAAAUCAUUCGGGAAACGCCAUGUGAAAAAAUUGUUUGUCGCGAAACAGGUAAGAUUGAUAUUCAACCAGUUAGUGGUGCAAAUGUCGAUGGAAAAUGGAGUUUAUGGACGCAUUGGACCGAAUGCAGUCAAACAUGCAAAGGAAUACGUAAACGAUAUCACUUAUGUAUUUCACCCGAGCCCAAGUGUGCUGGAAAGACAUGUAUGGCAUUACCAGAUUCUGAAGUUGAUUAUGUAACCACUGAAAAUAACCACACUGUUCGUCGAGAAACGCAGUAUGAACAAUGCAAUGAGAUCUGCACUACAAGUCCAGUACCUACAACAACUGUUACCCCACCAGUUACGACUCCUCACACAGAAUGUUACGUACAGAAUGGAUCGCAAGUUAUUGUCGUACCACCUAAGCAAAUUAUAGUCAAUCCAGCCAAUCCAUGUGAACAGUGUACUUGCCGCCACGGCAAACUUGACUGUUUUACUACAUGUGCUGAAAACGAACAGACAUGUUUAUCGAGACAAGAUCAAGAUUCAAACUACCGUUACACGUGGAUUCCUCCUCAAUCUGGCCAUUGCUGUGGUACAUGUAACAAGACUAGAAUCGAAAGUAAAUGUCGUCUGGAAAUAUUACCCGCCGAGCGUGUUAAAGUUCAUAACGGUAAAUGUGUAUCAUUGACCGAAGUUCCACGUGAACGAUGUACUGGUGGUUGUGAGUCUGGUGCAAGCAAUACAUUAGAAAUGGGCAAUGAGCUCUAUUCAUUUGGCAAUUCGACAUGUAUGUGCUGUGGACCAAGCGAUACUUACACCGAAGAAAUAUCGAUGGAAUGUGCAACAGUCGGCGUUCCUCGAUUCAUUACGACAGCUCUCUACACACGUAUCCGAUCGUGUGAUUGCAAAGCUUGUCAAGGUUAA
This is a messenger RNA of Adineta ricciae, 4668 nucleotides long. NCBI's taxonomy places the organism in Eukaryota, Metazoa, Rotifera, Eurotatoria, Adinetida, Adinetidae. The record is from the annotation of a GenBank genome assembly.